This is a messenger RNA of Haliotis rubra (blacklip abalone), 1480 nucleotides long. Its product is annotated as histone PARylation factor 1-like. The coding region runs from base 13 to 1389 and encodes 458 amino acids. The record is from RefSeq and is a predicted model, not a curated record. Gene Ontology annotation, cellular component: nucleus. Gene Ontology annotation, biological process: DNA damage response; regulation of protein ADP-ribosylation. Gene Ontology annotation, molecular function: poly-ADP-D-ribose binding; histone binding. Lineage: Eukaryota; Metazoa; Mollusca; Gastropoda; Lepetellida; Haliotidae. The transcript has 7 exons.
CUGAUUCGGUGCAUGGCUGACGCCAAGGCUUGUGCGGUGCAGAUGCAGCCACUUCCUGUGUUUGAUUGCGAAACCGCGAAAAUGGCAACAAAGCAGGCGAAGUUAAAGCCGGAGUGUAAAUAUGGAGCCAAGUGUUACAGAAGAAAUGCUGACCACAUCAAAGCAUAUAGUCACCCCAAAAGGAAAGCGGACGACGAAGAAGAUACUCCCGAUUGUCCGACUGGAGGCGGGGACAGGCCAAAGAAGGUAAAAGUUGCCCAGGACGCCACAAGCCCAGACAAGUCAGCCAAGUCUGAUGUCGACCCAGACAACACAAGCCAGGUCCCUGGAAAAACAGACUCACACAAAGAAGAUGAAGAAAUGAAGCAAGAUGAAGGAAUUAAAGAAGAUGAAGAGGAUGUUAGUGACAGUGAAGAAGAUGAAGAUGUGGACGCCUCGCCGAUGGAUGUGAAACAGUACAUCAAACACAAGUACCUGGUGGAAAUGCCACAAGACUUCUAUGAUUUCUGGGAGUUCUGUAAGACAGAAGACUCGGCUGCACCAACAGAUGUGUUCAAGAGGGUGCUAGGGUUCCAGCUGGUCGGCCCAUUUGACAUUCUGGCUGGGAAACACGAAGGAGUCACUCACAACGCGGGGAAGAAGCCCAACUUCCUGCGACACUGGCGGUACUACUAUGACCCUCCGGAGUUCCUCACUGUUGUCAGGGGAGACGAUGACACACAGUUCCACAUCGGCUACUUCAGGGAUGAUCCCAAGGAGAUGCCGGUCUUUCUUGCUGCAAACUCCGCCAAGACGAGCUGUGUGCUCUCACCAAGGGGAGACAACCUGUUCGCUGCUGUCAGCUUCUAUGCGAAGGAUAAACUGAAGGGGAAGGAAGUGGGCGGAGGGGACAGGAAGUGGCUGGAGGGGGUGUGUCGGAGGUUGGAGGAAAAGGCUGGGCAGCUAGGACUCUCCCUCGACAUGCGCACUAAAUCAAUGAAGACCCGACAGAAGAAGGUAGUCUGCAACAGCUUCCACGGUGCAGGCAUCGUUGUCCCAGUGGAUGAGAACGAGAUCGGCUAUAGACCUGUGCCAGAAACUCCAAGUGACUUGAAAAAGAUCCUGAAGAAAAUUGUUGAUGCUCGGACGGAGAAGGAACGGAACCAGUUCUUCGACCCGCUGCAGGAGCUGAUCACGCUGGUGCAGUUUGCCAAUGAUGAGUGUGACUACGGGGAGGGUCUGGAGCUGGGAAUGGACCUGUUCAGCUACGGCGGCAAGGUUUUCCACUCCACCAUUCUCCAUCUCCUUCCCCUGGCCUACCAGCUACUGCGACGAACACCCUAUGCCAAGAUCAUAUCAACUCACUUACGACAUCGGCGACACACUGCUGACCUCAGUGAACUGGGCUAGGUUUUGUGUUAGUGAAUGUCAAGGGUUAUGAAUGAUUGGUGGUGAGCAGUUAUCAGCCGAUGUAAAUUUCUAUGAUAAAUUUUUAGCAACA